AGGUGGACUAAACGGAUAUUGCGUAUGUGAUCUUGGAUGACGGCAUGUGCAAAUUUUGCUGUGCAUUUACUUAGUGAAGGUUUAUGCUCUGCAUUUUGCCUCUUCUGUUUGUAACUAGUUGUGUAAAAUAUUGAAGCAAUGAAUCCUGUCAUUCGAAAGUUACAGAUUUCUGUCGUUCAACAUUCACGUGCACUGGACCAAGCUACAUCUUUGUUAAGCCGAUUAAACAUUUCAGUACAGCAUCCUUAUCAGGGCAGCCUGGCAUCAGCAAAUGCAAGACAAUACAGAAGCAUGCCUACUCAUGGAAUAGGCAGAUACAAGUACCUGUUGCCAAGAGAAGCACCUAAAAAGAAGAAGGAGAGGAAACAGAUGAAGAAGAUCAAAAAUCCAACAGAUACAGAGUAUGGGACGCUGAAUGUAAAAGUGUCCGGCUAUGACAUGGUCCUCGUGGAGCACUACAUGCAGUACGUUCACAACCUCUGCAAUCGGCUAAAGAUCAAAGUGGAUGAAAGCUACGCUUUACCCACAAAGAGCACAGAAGUCAUGCUUAUGCCGGAACAAGGCACCAAGAUGUAUGUAGAUGCCAUCCUCAAGACCCAUGAGCGAGUUAUUCAGCUGAGCCAACUGAAUGCUGCUCUGUGCCCCAUCUUUAUGGAGGUUCUUUUGAAGAAUCAGCCAGAGGGGGUUCAACUCUCUGUAAAGCAGCACACAGAGGCAGAUUUCCUGUUACGUUUCAAGGCACGUCCAGAGCUGGAAGGGCUUCUAGCAAAGAUGAACUGAAGACAAUUCCACUAUUAACAGGCUGGACAGCUUUUUUUCGCCUUUGGAAGAAUGGAUGUACAUUACUUUUUUCAACUUGUUAAACGUUGAUCCUAUUGUCUAUAUUAAAUAUUAUUUUGUUCAUGCUAUUGAAUAAAAGGGGAUGGGAAGUGGCAA
Osmerus eperlanus (European smelt) is the source of this 936-nucleotide messenger RNA. It is a transcript of the gene mrpl48, whose product is annotated as mitochondrial ribosomal protein L48. The record is from RefSeq and is a predicted model, not a curated record. Bases 139 to 780 code for a protein of 213 amino acids. NCBI's taxonomy places the organism in Eukaryota, Metazoa, Chordata, Actinopteri, Osmeriformes, Osmeridae. Gene Ontology annotation, cellular component: mitochondrial ribosome. The transcript is spliced from 8 exons.